AUAAAAAAAAAAAAAACUUGUUCAAAGCUAAAUCCCUAGAUCUGAAAAAUAUCUCUGGAACCCUAGCAGUCGCUCUUGUCUACUUAUUACCAUGGACGAAUCCGCCAUCAAAGGUCUGAAUUUGCUGGAAUUGAACGAUAGUGGUGACGAUAGUGGUGACGAUAGUGGUGACGAUAGUGGUGCAGACUCUCAAACUCCCCGUAGCACCAGCACGACAGUUUCCGUUGAGGGAUAUGACACUUGGCUUCGAAAUGUUGCCUUCAUGAGGAUCUUGGGAGAAAAUGCCGAAGACAAGGCAUUGCAACUUAGUGGAACUGACGUCGGAGGAUGGACUGCUAUCGUUAAGCCUGCACCCUCUCAGAAAGUAUUCAUGGAUGAUCCUUGGUAUGCUGGUCCUAGGUGUGCUGCUGCUCCCGCGGAUACCAAAACACACAGGAUCCGCGUUACCGGAUAUGACACUUCGCUUCCUGAGAUUGAUAUGCAGAUCGCGCUGUGUAAACAUUUCUCCUCAUGUGGAUACGUCUCGAAAGUUAUAGUUCUCUCUAGCGGUGCAGCUUUCCUGUGUCUUAAAGGAGAAAGAUGUGUAGACAAGGCGCUGGAACUAAGUCGAUGUAACAUGGGAGGAAGGACUCUUGUAGUUGAACCUGUUGUGCCGCGACCCGAUAUCCUAAAAAAAAGAAGGCCGCUCGCCUGCACUACUACUGGCUACACUCUCCCAAGUAUUUUACUUGAGGAAGCUAAGAAGAAGAAGAAGAUGGAGAAGGAGACAGAGAAGGAGACAGAGAAGGAGAAGGAGAAGGAGAAGGAGAAGGAGAAGGAGAAGGAGAAGGAGAAGGAGAAGGAGAAGGAGAAGGAGAAGAAGAAGAAGAAGAAGAAGAAGGUGGAGAUGGAGAUGAAGAAGAAGAAGAUGAUGAUGGAGAUGGAGAAGAAAAAGACGAUGCACAAGAUGAAGACUAAGAUGAAUAUAAAAAAUUGUGCUGAAGAUGAAGUUACUCUCAAAGCCAUUCAAGAUGCUAGGAACUGGCAACUAGCACAUUUGGACUUAGUUCCACCUGGACGACCAUCUCCGCAGGUUAUUGCAGAGACCCGCGGUUAUGUCUUACCUACUGCUGACUCGAUCCAAAUUGAAACUGAUGCUGCUUGGAAUGAGGGUAGCCACCAAUGUGGAAUGGGCUGGAUUGGCAGGAACCUUUAUGGCACCUCUGUUUUUAUAGGCUCUGCCUCAUCUUCACAUGUUAUCUCCGCUCUUACGGGUGAAGCGUUAGCGGUAAGAGCAUCCCUCAAGGAGGCUUGGUCCCGUAAAAUAUUGGCAGGUCACAUCAAGUCGGACUCGCAAGUCCUGAUGGAAGGUGAAGAACUCUGUGCUGAUCAUGAGGACCAGCAUAUGUUUCCAGCCGAAGAUGCACUUCUUGCAACGGGCUUAUCAGCUUCAUCUCAUGUUUCAUUCCAGAAAAUGAAGAGGGAUGUAUUGUGUUUCCACCAAAUGUGCAUCACAUAGGGAAUCUAGAAAGUAGAAUACCUGGACUGGACUCUUCUGCUCCACAUGAUGUGUUAUCAGAAACCCUUGUUACUUAUGUAUUGAGUUCUACAAAUUUGGAGGCUCCAAACAAGAAUCAAAUGGCUAGUUUGAG
Molecule: messenger RNA, 1631 nt
Organism: Arabidopsis arenosa
Lineage: Eukaryota; Viridiplantae; Streptophyta; Magnoliopsida; Brassicales; Brassicaceae
Source: the annotation of a GenBank genome assembly